AUGGAUGGUCUGUUGAUCAACACGGAGGAUUUAUACACGGUGGUUACAAACGAAAUCUUAGCGGAGUUCGGAAAGGGACCUUUGACGUGGGAUGUGAAAAUUCAGCUGCAAGGCCUUCCCGGACCUCAGGCCUCUACAAAGAUUUUGGAACAUUACAAAAUUCCUUUGACUUUAGCAGAGCUGGAUCAGAGAAACCUUGAAUUGCAGCACAAGAAAUGGCCCACAUGUUCUUUUUUGCCGGGUGCAUUGGAACUAAUCAGAUAUCUACACUCCAAAAAAGUGCCGAUUGCCUUGUGCACGUCGUCAGCCAAACACAAGUACGAGGGGAAAACUGGCCAUUUGAAACAAGGCUUCGAGCUUUUCGAUGUCAUCAUCACAGGCGAUGAUCCCCGUAUCCCACCGGGGAGAGGCAAACCGUUUCCCGAUAUCUGGCAGAUCGGUCUCGCUCAACUGAACGAGAAGUUUGGAUCGGAUAUCUGUCCCGAUGAGUGCAUUAUUUUUGAAGAUGGACUACCAGGAGUUGCCGCGGCGAAGGCCGCGGGAGCUUAUGUUGUGUGGGUACCUCAUCCGGAUGCUCUCGAAGUUUUGGGAGACCUUGAGGCUGUUCUUAGUGGCAAGGGUGAAGUCCUGAAUUCUCUUGCUCAGUUAGACAAGGCUAAAUUUGGGUUAUGA
Messenger RNA from Lachancea sp. 'fantastica', 672 nucleotides. NCBI's taxonomy places the organism in Eukaryota, Fungi, Ascomycota, Saccharomycetes, Saccharomycetales, Saccharomycetaceae. The record is from the annotation of a GenBank genome assembly.